AUGCCUAAGGCAGCUAAGGGCACCAGGGGCAAGGGUGAGAGGAAGCAGCGCGGCAAGAAGGACCCCAACGCACCCAAGAGGGGCCUCUCUGCGUACAUGUUCUUCGCCAACGAACAGCGCGACAAUGUGCGCGAGGAGAAUCCCGGCGUCUCAUUCGGCCAGGUCGGCAAGAUUCUCGGUGAGCGGUGGAAGGCCCUGAGCGACAAGCAGCGCGCCCCCUAUGAGGCCAAGGCCGCCGCUGAUAAGAAGCGGUACGAGGAUGAGAAGCAGGCGUACCAACAAGCUCAGGCCGACGCCGAAGAGGAGGAUUCCUCCUGA
This is a messenger RNA of Chaetomium fimeti, 318 nucleotides long. Its product is annotated as high mobility group box domain-containing protein. The coding region runs from base 1 to 318 and encodes 105 amino acids. The record is from RefSeq and is a predicted model, not a curated record. The transcript is spliced from 3 exons. Gene Ontology annotation, molecular function: DNA binding, bending. Lineage: Eukaryota; Fungi; Ascomycota; Sordariomycetes; Sordariales; Chaetomiaceae.